This is a messenger RNA of Odontomachus brunneus, 759 nucleotides long. RefSeq names its product dynein light chain 4, axonemal. Gene Ontology annotation, cellular component: dynein complex. The transcript has 2 exons. Bases 77 to 385 code for a protein of 102 amino acids. Gene Ontology annotation, biological process: microtubule-based process. The record is from RefSeq and is a predicted model, not a curated record. NCBI's taxonomy places the organism in Eukaryota, Metazoa, Arthropoda, Insecta, Hymenoptera, Formicidae. Gene Ontology annotation, molecular function: dynein intermediate chain binding; dynein light intermediate chain binding.
AAACUGCAACCGUUCCAUCGUGCAAGUGGUCGUAUUAGCAUCAUUAAGGGCACAAUUUACUUAUAAAAUUGUAAUAAUGACCGAAGUGCGGAAAGAUGAUGUUGUAAAAAUUCUUCAUACCUAUCCACUUUGUAGAAAAUGUGAUAUGUCUGAUGAGAUGAAACAAGAAGCAAUGGAAUUAUGUGUGACUGCAGCAGAAAAGUAUGCAGACAACUAUGAAAGUGUCUCGCGAAUGAUUAAAGAAACAAUGGACAAGAAGUUUGGUGCAUCAUGGCAUACUGUUGUUGGAGAAGGCUAUGGCUUUGAGAUCACUUAUCAAUUGAAACACCUUCUGUAUAUGUAUUGUGCUGGCAAUUUAGCAAUAUGCAUAUGGAAAUCUGCAUAGUGUAGCUUUGGCUAUUGAAAUGAACGUAACAGAUCAUAAGUGUAAAAUUAUUUUUUUGAGAGUAUAUCAAGUAUUUAUAGUAUUAUAUGUCAUAAGGGGAAAGAAUAUGUUUAUCUUAUAAGUAUGGGUCCAAUUUGUGUUUAAGUUAAAUGUUUUAUGUUGUCGUAAUUAAAUACCAGCAAAACCAAACAAUCCAAUUAAUAUGUAUACUGUAUAGAAUAUAAUUAACUAAGCAAAAUACUUUUUUUUUAGCAAAACUUAUUGAAUUAUUUGUUAUUGCUUAGCAGCUAUAUGAACAUAUGACAUCAUAGAGUAAUAAAAUUUAUUAAAAUCUAUUCUUUUAUAAGGAAACAGAUAUGUAUUUAUAAAAGAUA